GUGUUCAGGCUUCUACCGGGGCAGCUAAAAAGAGGACGUUGCUUGCCUGUUCAUGUGUUGAUUCACUCUACUUGUUGUCAGAGCACAGGAAGAAGCUGUUGCCUUUCUGCAUGAAACUGCUCUGCAAACAUGGCAGCUAAAAUCCAGAGUUUGACAGAAGAGGAGCGAGCUCACUUUCUCCCACUGUUGCAGAAUGCCCAAUGGGUGGAGGUGGUAGGACGGGACGCCAUCUACAAAGAGUUUCUUUUCAAAGAUUUUAAUCAGGCUUUUGGUUUCAUGUCCAGAGUGGCACUACAAGCAGAGAAGAUGGACCAUCAUCCCGAGUGGUUCAAUGUUUACAAUAAGGUGCAGAUCACCCUGAGUACUCACGACUGCGGAGGGCUCUCGCAACGUGACAUCACUUUGGCCAACUUCAUUGACCAAGCCUCCUUGAUGUGACAACAAAGUGGAGAAACUAUGUGUGCCUAAAAUACCCAAAGAGUUAAACUUUUUUUGCUGGUAUUUACAAUUGUGCUAAGUGGCGUGUAAAGUGUCAAAUGUGUUUUUACAGCUGUUUGUUUGUGUACCUGAGGAAGCGUCAUUGUGUAAUGUUCAUCUUUCAGAAAUUAUUUUGCUAGGUUUUUCAAAAUAAUUGUCUUCAAUUUCAAUCAAAUGUGACACACUAUGUAUUGGAGAAAAAUGGAUAAUUCCAAACGAGGGUUUGGCUAUCAUUCAUUUCAGUACAUCUGGAGCUAGUACUGUAUAUUGGCUUCAAACAUCUAAAAUAGUUUGUUGCAAAUCUGUCCUUUCUUCAUCCAAGAAAAAGAUUCCCUCCAACAAAAGAGCAAAAAAAAGCACAGUAUAUGUAUUUUAUUGAAAACAACACUAAAAGAUUCCAAGUUAUUAAAUCUUAACACUCAACUGCUCAUUAUUGAUGCUUUUAACGUCUUGAUUGUAGCAAAAACAGGGGCUGUUAGAAUGCAACUUGGAGGAAUACAACAAGCACAUGGAAAAUUUGAAGCUGCGUAUUGUCCUGACGUAUACAAAUCAGACUUGCAACCAGACUAAAAUCCUCCCCAAGUUCAAAUAGUAUGACGAUUGUGCCCACCCCCUCUAAAGCGCAUUGGACCUUAAUGACAUUUGAUAUAAGACUGAAUCCCUGAGGGUGUUAAGAGGAAAUAAAAGUAGUAUGACCGGAAACCUCUGUAGGCACAGAGGUGAACACUCAUUAUUGUGUCAUCAUA
Molecule: messenger RNA, 1223 nt
Organism: Syngnathus acus (greater pipefish)
Lineage: Eukaryota; Metazoa; Chordata; Actinopteri; Syngnathiformes; Syngnathidae
Gene: pcbd1
Product: pterin-4 alpha-carbinolamine dehydratase/dimerization cofactor of hepatocyte nuclear factor 1 alpha
Exons: 4
Coding region: 130-438 (102 amino acids)
Biological process (GO): tetrahydrobiopterin biosynthetic process
Molecular function (GO): 4-alpha-hydroxytetrahydrobiopterin dehydratase activity
Source: RefSeq, a predicted model, not a curated record